Anopheles marshallii is the source of this 888-nucleotide messenger RNA. RefSeq names its product mediator of RNA polymerase II transcription subunit 27 (gene MED27). Lineage: Eukaryota; Metazoa; Arthropoda; Insecta; Diptera; Culicidae. Gene Ontology annotation, molecular function: transcription coactivator activity. Bases 1 to 888 code for a protein of 295 amino acids. The record is from RefSeq and is a predicted model, not a curated record. The transcript has 4 exons. Gene Ontology annotation, cellular component: mediator complex. Gene Ontology annotation, biological process: regulation of transcription by RNA polymerase II.
AUGAAUUUGGAACCGAUUAAUAGCGCUUUGUCUCAGCUGCGCGUUCUUCGAUCGAGUGUGGGUCAAGUUUUCGAAACACUGGGAACAGGAGUACGUGUCGAUCAUGGCGAAGAGGGCAAGGAGCAGAAGUUUCUCCAAGAGCUGCAGGAGCUCCUCAAUUCCGUGAAUGCAAAUCUCAAGGACUUUGAAUCCUGCAUAAAUGAUCUGACGCCUUCGCAGACACCGCUAAAUCUGGCAAACUCUGCUUACCUGUCGCUGGAGACAAACCUCGAACGACAAGCACUGUAUCCGCAUCUGGUGCAAAGCUAUAAAUGGCACGACAAACUGCACGAAUAUAGCACAUUCGCCUCGACGUUACUGCAGCAAAACUCAUUGAAACGCUCGUACUACACCAACACCAAACGAAGACGUUCGCUUCCCUCGAGCCAUCUGGCCACUCCGCAAAUGGUGGAAAAUCUGAUCGGAAGCAUCCAUUACAAUAACAUGAACCUGAAGAUUGCGCGUCCUUUCAUGACCAAUGCAAUUUUGCAUAUUACGAUUGCGCGCGUCUUGCGAGCAGCAGUGAUAUUGAAGGGUCUCCUGAUCGAAUGGGUAACGGUAAAAGGAUACGAAGAGUCAUUGCUGGACGGUGUGGAUGAGCAGUGGACUGAAUCAAGGCAUCAAGUGUUUAGGAAGGUACAGGACCAUGCACAUUCGGCAAUGUUGCACUUUUUCUCACCCACUCUACCAGAACUAGCCAUCCGAAGCUUCAUAACAUGGUUCCGGAGCUACGUUACGCUGUUCGCAGAUCCAUGCAAAAAGUGUGGUAAACAUCUUCAUAAUACGUUACCUCCAACAUGGCGCGAUUUGCGAACGUUGGAACCGUUCCAUGAAGAGUGCAAACAGUAG